GUGGUAGUGGCUGUGGCUGGGGUGUCGGUGGUGGAGGCUGGCGAUUGUGGCGACCUUGCGGCCGAAGGAGGCGUUAUCUGGGUGGUCCACUCUGGCGGAAGCUCGUCCACGGCCUCCAAGGACGGAACCAUUGUCGCUCCGGUCACCUUUUCAGCCGCACGGGCCAUGGCUGCCGAGUGUGCUUCGGCUUCGUCGCCAGUCACCAUCCGCAUGGAACAAGGCGUGUACUCGUUUACCUCGAAAAUCUCUCUCGAGUCCCAUGUCACCUACGAAGGCGGCCUCAUCUACGACGGUGCCGGCGCGUGGCGCAAGUCAAACAAGUUUGUCACCACUCUGCGGAGAACAGGUACCAGCUACGAGACUCCGGCUUCUGGUCAGCGUGUCUACAUCGCGCUACAGGCUGUCAGCAAGUCCAAAUUUAAGCUUCAGGACCUGACAAUUGAGACCGAUGCGGCACCCUCCGUCACCUCUAACCGCGGCGUGAGUACGUACGGCCUCCAUCUGACCAAUGCAAACGACUUUACCAUCCUACGCUGCAACAUUCGCCCCGGCGCUGCGUCUGCAGGCGGCUCGGGCUCCAACGGGGGCUCGGGCUCUGCAGGCUCUAACGGCGGCAAGGGGAAAAACGGCGACGAGGAUAACCAGGCCAACGAGGGUGUCGGAGGCAACGGCGGCGCUGGAAGUCAGGACUCGAGCUCGGGCGGCGCAGGUGGCUCCAUCUCCAACUGUUGCUCCAGUGGCGCGGUCGGCAAAUCGGGCGAUACACCGACGUCGUACUGGGCCGGAGGCGGCGGCGGCGGCGGUGGCUCGGGCGGCCAGGAAGAUCGUGGCGGUGGCAAGGGUGGCAACGGAGGGCGUUCGGGAGGCGGCGGUGGUGCUGGUGGCUCAUUCAAGGGAGCCAAUGGUGCAUCCGCAACAAGCAACGGGAGCCCUGGAUUCAAUGGCGCCAACGGCGGUGCGGUUGUGCAUUCGGCCCUAUACUGGAUGCCCGGUGGAGCCGGUGCAACUGGAUCACGCGGAUAUGGCGGUCGUGGUGGUGGCGGCGGUGGCGGCGGUCACGGCCAGGGCUGCACCUUUGCACUGAUGGUGCCGGCGGUGGUGGCGGUGGUGGCGGCGGUGGCGGAUCUGGCGGCUACGGUGGCAGCGGCGGCUACGGCGGCGGCUGCUCGUCGGCAGUGUACGCAGCGUCAGGAAAUGGCGGCGUUCUCCGCGACUCUUACUCGCUAGCAGGAUCGGCGGGCGCCGGCGGGAGCGGUGGAACCGGCGGCGCUGGUGGCGCUGGUGGCUCGGGUGGCGCCGCCGGCACCGGCACAAAGGAGGUCGGGGGCGGCGGCACGGGUGGCUCUGGCUCCUCGGGUGGACGGGGCGGCAAAGGUGGGAACGGGCGGGUGGGAUCGCGGUCUGAUGUGUACGACCCACUGGUCGCCAUGUCGCAAGCGUCAGGGACUCGAUACUCGUUUGCCGCCGAGCCGACCAUCACCAUGCCUGUCUCGUCGCUCUGCACCGGCUCGGAAGUGAUCAUCACCAAGGACGACGCCGCUGCUUGGGUCUGGCCGUCUUCAGUCGCCGUUGUCGACGAGACGACAAGCUCGGCCACGGUCUCGUUUGCGUCGACCGGGCGCCACACCAUCGGCACGACAUCGCGGACCAUCCGCGACUUUGUGUACAUCACCGACACCUCACCGCCACACGCCAUCUCGUCGACCGGUACGUCAGUCGAGGUGGCAGGCGUACGAGUGGCUGCCGUUGGCGCGUCGAUGACUCUCUCGGUGGCGUCACAGCCGGCUUUCACCGGCUUUUACGAGUGGACGCUCUCCGGGAGCGCAUGCUCUGGCACCCACACAACCGCGACGACGGCGAUGAUUCCGCUGCCAACCGCAGGUACCUGUAACGUACUGCUGCGGAUCGGGACGACCAACUGUGGAACACUGGCGACCGCCACUACCGUUGUGGUGACCAACAUUGACACCGCAGUCUCGACGACAACGUCGACGACGCCGCAGACGCUGGAGGCCGGCCAGACCUGGUCAUUCUCGGUCGUUACCAAGGAGAGUGGCGGGACGAUUGUCGACAACGCAUUUGACGUCGUCGGCCUCUACGACAACUUGCUCAGUCUCUCGAGUGGACCAGUGAGCACGCAGACGUACAUCGGCUCUGGUGAGCACGAUGUGACGUACACCAACACCGUUCCCGGCGACUACGUGUACACGCUGCGGAUCAACCUGGUGGCCAUGGCGACGAAUCCGUACGAAGUGACGAUUGUUCCCGGCCCGACCCAUGGGCCGUCGUCGUACGCAACCGGUCUGGGCAUCACCAACGCCACGGUUGGUACCACCUCUCAGUUUGUGGUCGUCGCCCGUGAUGCGUACAGCAACUUGCGCGGCGAAGGCGGUGACAUUGUGACGGCGACGCUUACGUCGCCGGACCACCAGACUGUUGUCGCGUGUGUGGACAACGAUGAUGGCACCUACAUCUGUUCGUACAAUCCUUCGUUUGGCGGCACCUACGUCCUCAGCGUCAACAUUGCCGGGCUCUCGGUCGGCGGCUCUCCAUGGCCGAUCAAGGUCCUGGCCUCAUGUGAGCUCGGUUACCUUGCCGAAACCGAGUUUGGUCCCUGCACCGCCUGUCCGCUCGAGGGCUACAACGAUGUAGUCAACGCGCCCAAGUGCAAGACCUGCCCGGUCAAUACCAUCGCGUCGCCGAUUGCGCCGACAAUUUUCAACUGCUCGUGCGUACCGGGCUUCUUCCACCCGGAGCGCUUGACUGGCUUCCCUUGCCUCUCGUGUCCCGAGGGCGCAGUUUGUGCAGGCGGAACUGACGGUCCUGUGGCCCGACCGGGCUGGCACCCGGCGACAUCAACUGCCGACGGCUUUAUCGAGUGCUCUCACAACCGGGCGGCGUGUGCCGGCGGCUCGCCGUUCCGAUGCGCCAACGGGUACGCCGGGCGGCUAUGUGGCGAAUGCGCGCCGGGCUACUACAAGGUCGACAACAUAUGCCGGCCGUGCGACGAGUUCCCUUCCGAGCUCAUGUUUUUCUUCUUCUUCAUGUUUGGCCUCUUUGUCUGCGCCGCACUUGCGUGGUUCAACACCAAGACCGAGGUCUCGCACAAGUUCGUGGCCCUCGUCAUCGGCCUCAACGCGCUCCAGGUCGUCGCCAUCUACGGCGACAUCAACCUCGACUGGCCCGAGUACGCGCGGUCGAUCUUCGACAUUGUCUCGUUCCUCAACAUCAACCUCGACCUUGCCUCUCCCGAGUGCUCCAUCAGCGCGUCGAACAUCUGGCUGGUCAAGUGGGCGGUCAUGAUGGCGAUGCCGGCCAUCGGUGUCGUUCUCUUUGGCAUCGUCUACCUGUGGAUGGUCUUCUACAUGGUCGUUGUCGAGCGGUGGGGCGAGUCGUUUGCCGCCAGCCACCCCGAGUGGAUGGUGGUCCCGAGCGAUGGUGCAAGCAGGGCAGCCCAGGCCAAGCAUCGGCUCGGGCGGUGCCUCACGGUCUCGGUCCUCAAGCACCGCGGCAUUGUGUCGACCAUCGGACGGGCGUACUUUCAGCUCAUUGCCCUUGUCUACCUCCCACUCGUGGCCAUGACGCUCAAGUUCUUUGAGUGCGUCGAGGUCGAGCGCGGCGACUACGUCAUGGCAUCUGCGCCGGCGUACGCGUGCUACGACUCGGUGUACUGGAGGUACUUCCCGGCUGCGGUCAUCUUUGCACUGCUCUACUGCAUUGGUAUUCCGGUGGUCGUCACUCUCUGGCUGAGGCGUAAGGCGCGGAUUCUUGGUGGUGCUGCCGCCAUGGAGUUUGUGCUGAGCUACGGGUUCAUGAUCGGGCGGUACCGGACCCGGUUCUACCUCUUCGAGACUGCGAUCAUGGCCCGCAAGCUGGCGAUUGUGGUCUGUGUGGUGGCAGUGGAGGACCCGCUGCUGAAGGCGUCGAUUGUUAUGCUGCUGCUCUCCGGCAUUGCAGUCCACUCGUCAUACAUCCAGCCGUACGUCUCGACCUUCCACAACCGGCUCGAGUCGUGGAUGCUCUGCAUGGCCAUUCUCGCGCUGUGGGGUGGGACUGUGACAUACUCAUCGGGCCUCUCGCAGGCUGCCAUCAUCACCGGCCUCUCGCUGCUCGUGCUCUCGAUUUUCUUUGGCAUUAUCUUUGACUUUUAUCGCCUCCGCAAAAAGGAGAAGCGUGCCGCAAGCGAAGUGGGCUUUUCGGCGGCGGAAACGUCCACCUCGCUGCAGCAGGACGAGGACGAUGCCGCCAUCGGUGGGUUGAUGGAGACGUUCAUCGAUGGCGACGGAAGCACCAGUGUGGCGUACGCCAACCCGGUCUUUGCCACCGUCUCGGACGCCCCUCCGUCUUGUAUCGGCGAGUACGACACCGCGUCCGGCUCGCUCAUGACGUUCAAUACCGCCACCGACAACCACUUUUACGACUCGCCGCCGCCGCCGUCGCCGCUCCCGGCGCCGGCGCCGCCGCCGAAGCCGGAUGGUCACCGGAAUGCCCCGCUGCCAGACUCACUUUGCGCCUCGGUCGCUGUCGACACCAUCCAGGAUCUCGGCACCACUGACUCGCUGGCUUGAGCAGGAUAGUAGCUGCUUUGCUUCCAGAACUACGCGUCGCAGGCGAGGAGACGGCAUGCCCUCUCGUUUUCCCCACCUCGCUUGCAACUCUUCCUCACUCUUUCUCUCUCUCUUUCUUUCUCUCUUUUCCUCGUGAACACCACAACACUGCUACA
Messenger RNA from Thecamonas trahens ATCC 50062, 4723 nucleotides. RefSeq lists its product as uncharacterized. Lineage: Eukaryota; Apusomonadida; Apusomonadidae. Gene Ontology annotation, molecular function: protein binding. The coding region runs from base 1428 to 4568 and encodes 1046 amino acids. The transcript has a single exon. The record is from RefSeq and is a predicted model, not a curated record.